CGCUUCUGCGCACAAGGAGCGGAGCCUCCUGCCUUCACCUGUAACAAUUUUUUUUGUUGCAUCCAAGUUCAGGUUCCAGAGUAAGGAGACAGCGGGCAUAGCUGCAAGAACAUUCUUCAACAAGAAGCACAGCGACUUUCAUUCGUCCCCACAGUGAUACACCAGAACUUUGAUUCGUAGCAAGUCGGCAAAAACCGAACGAAAUGACUAGUGAAUUGCAAAACUGAGUGGCGAAGAGAUUUCUUUCAAUCUUUAGGGCCCCUCCAAGUCCAGUAUUUCUGAGGACGUAAUCUGUCCAGUUUUAACUUGCUUAAAUCUUCAAUAACGAAUACAGUACCCGAAUACUUUCAGCCGAAGCAGAAAUUCCUUUAAAAAAAUCCAAGUGCCCAGCAAAAACAAGAGCUGUGAAAGCAGGCGCAGUGCGUUCUAAGCGUCACAGGACGACAUGAGCGAAUAUUGGUUAAUUUCGGCCCCUGUUGACAAGUCGAACCAGCAAAUAUGGGAAAGAAUGAACACAGUAACUGAAAAAGCCAGUUUAUCAAAUAAUUAUAAAUUUCCUAUCCCUGAACUCAAGGUGGGGACGUUGGACUCUUUGGUUGGCCUCUCAGAUGAACUCGGAAAACUUGAUACGUUUGUUGAAGGCAUUGUAAAGAAGCUGGCACAAUACACAGCGGAUAUCAUGGAAGAUUCGAAGGAUAAAGCUCAAGAGAACCUAUUAGCUAAUGGAGUUGACCUUAAUCGAUACGUGACGCAUUUUCAGUGGGACAUGGCUAAAUAUCCUAUAAAACAGUCACUACAAAAUCUGACAGAAGUUAUUGCUAAGCAAAUCUCACAGAUUGACACUGAUUUAAAGUCUCGUGCAAUGACCUAUAACAACACCAAGGGAAAUCUCCAAAAUCUGGAAAGAAAAGCAGUGGGUAGCCUUUUGACCCGUACCUUAGCAGACAUUGUAAAUAAGGAAGAUUUUGUGUUAGAUUCAGAAUAUCUCACCACUCUUCUGGCUUUUGUCCCAAAAUCCAAUUACAUUAACUGGCAAAAGACGUACGAGUCUCUCUCUGACAUGGUGGUUCCUCGAUCAACCAAAAUGAUCAUAGAAGAUACAGAGGGAGCUCUCUUUACAGUAACUCUCUUUAAGAAAACCGUGGAUGAAUUCAAAAUCAGGGCCAGAGAAAACAAGUUUAUAGUCCGCGAAUUUAACUACAGUGAAGAGGAGUUGCAUGCUGAGAAGGAAGAAAUGACAAGAUUAAGCGCAGACAAGAAGCAACAGUAUGGUCCUUUGCUGCGUUGGCUAAAGGUUAAUUUUAGCGAAGCAUAUAUUGCCUGGAUUCACAUAAAAGCUUUAAGAGUUUUUGUUGAAUCUGUCCUUAGAUAUGGGCUUCCUGUUAAUUUCCAGGCCAUGCUUCUGCAACCAAAUAAAAAAACCAUGAAGCGACUACGAGAUGUACUAAAUGCACUUUUUAAACACCUAGAUGAAGUUGCUGCAGCUAGCACCAUUGAUGUCACCAUGGACAUCCCUGGACUGAAUGUCAGCCAACAAGAUUACUAUGCUUAUGUCUACUUCAAGAUUGACAUUGAUUUAUUUAAAUUUAAGUAAAUCUUUGACCAAAAUAAGAAAGAAUGGGUGCCUCUUGAAUUUCCUUAUAGGAUGGGUUUUAAAAACGAAGUACAAAAAAUCUCAUGCACAUGCAAAAACAUGUACACAUGGAAGUGUGUCGCUUGGUAAUUAUUAAAAAUCUUUACCUUAAUUCAAAUCAGAUUUUAAAAUGUAAUGAUUGUUGAGGCUUGUCUUUUACACAUUUUAAAUGAAAAACUCAGUAUGCCUGUCUUAUUAGCAAAUAUUGAUUACAAAUAAAACAUACCUUUGUGAGUAUA
Molecule: messenger RNA, 1872 nt
Organism: Stegostoma tigrinum
Lineage: Eukaryota; Metazoa; Chordata; Chondrichthyes; Orectolobiformes; Stegostomatidae
Product: V-type proton ATPase subunit C 1-A-like
Exons: 14
Coding region: 446-1594 (382 amino acids)
Biological process (GO): proton transmembrane transport
Cellular component (GO): vacuolar proton-transporting V-type ATPase, V1 domain; lysosomal membrane
Molecular function (GO): proton-transporting ATPase activity, rotational mechanism
Source: RefSeq, a predicted model, not a curated record